UUCAGUGAUUCUAAACCAAGCCUGCCUCCUAUUCGGGUCCGUCCAGCCGGCGCUCCCGCUCGAUGACCACACGAACACACGCCUCAUCCGGCCCUGCAACCCAGCCGCCUCGCCCAAACCGAACUCCAGACUCCGCUAGCACUCCACCGACGAGCUCAGAUCAGAAUCGCUUCUCCUCUCCUCGCGAAGCCGCAGGGAACGGAGCGCGUCGGGGUCGGGAUGGACGGCGGCGAGUGCAAGUGCAACGACUACGGCGCCGCCGCCUACUGGGACGCCCGCUACACCUCCUCCGGCUCCCCCGCUUCGGGCGGGGGCGCCGGGUUCUUCGACUGGUACCAGACGUACCCGGCGCUGCGGCCGCUCCUCCGCGCCCGCGUCCCCGCCUUCUCCCGCGUCCUCAUGGUCGGAUGUGGCAACUCCCUUUUGUCCGAGGACAUGGUGAAGGACGGAUACGAGGACAUAGUAAACAUAGACAUUUCAUCUGUGGUCAUCGAGCAGAUGAGAGAGAAACAUUCGGACAUUCCACAGCUAACAUAUAUGCAGAUGGAUGUUAGGGAUAUGAGUUUCUUUGGUGAUGAAUCCUUCGAUUGUGUCCUUGAUAAAGGAACCCUGGAUGCUAUGAUGUGUGCUGAUGAUGCUCCCCAUGGUGCUUCCAAAAUGCUAGCAGAAGUGGCAAGGCUUAUUAGGCCUCGUGGAAUCUACUUGUUGAUAACAUAUGGUGCUCCUAAGGAACGAGUGCCACUUUUGAACCAGACCGGAUGCAGCUGGAAUAUUGCAUUGUACAUUAUGCCCACACCUGGAUACCAGUCAAAAAUGAGCAAAGGUGAUCCACAGCCUACCAUGGAGGAAGUUACACUCACAGAGGAUGGUCAGCUACCACCUGACUAUGUUCUUAAAGACCUAGAGUCGCAUUUCAUAUAUGUUUGUCACAAGUUGAAUGCAGCGGACAGGGCUAAUACCAUAGAUACUGAUCCAGAGGAAACCAUAAAUGCAAAAUAAUUUUUUUUCAUCCUUUAAGUUUCAUUUUAUUCUAUGCUGGUGGAGUUCAUGAUCAGUGUACUAGCAUAGCUGGUGCUCUAAUUUGUGUCAUCUGUUACCCUUGGUAUGAAAAAUACAUUACGCCCAUUCCAUG
Phragmites australis (common reed) is the source of this 1132-nucleotide messenger RNA. RefSeq lists its product as uncharacterized. The transcript has 8 exons. Gene Ontology annotation, molecular function: S-adenosylmethionine-dependent methyltransferase activity. The coding region runs from base 220 to 999 and encodes 259 amino acids. The record is from RefSeq and is a predicted model, not a curated record. NCBI's taxonomy places the organism in Eukaryota, Viridiplantae, Streptophyta, Magnoliopsida, Poales, Poaceae.